Molecule: messenger RNA, 947 nt
Organism: Euleptes europaea (tarantolino)
Lineage: Eukaryota; Metazoa; Chordata; Lepidosauria; Squamata; Sphaerodactylidae
Gene: ST6GALNAC4
Product: ST6 N-acetylgalactosaminide alpha-2,6-sialyltransferase 4
Exons: 5
Coding region: 38-946 (302 amino acids)
Biological process (GO): oligosaccharide metabolic process; ganglioside biosynthetic process
Molecular function (GO): alpha-N-acetylgalactosaminide alpha-2,6-sialyltransferase activity
Source: RefSeq, a predicted model, not a curated record
CCCAAGGCAAAUAUAUGGCUGAUAAGACCUUAAAAGAAUGUGGGUGUUUCUUCGACUAUUCCUAACUCUGAUCGUGCUGGGAACUUGCUCCUUCCUUUAUUUCUUGCUCUGCCCUCGCUUCUGCGUAUCCCUGUGUUGGCUCAGCUGCCAGCAUCCCGAAGGGCAAGAAGGACAUUUGCCAGCGGUGUCUGGAGCCGUCGAGUUCGGGGGCUACAUCAGUGUUCCUGAUGGCAAGCCAUUGGUCCGAACCCCGUGCCGCCAGUGCGCUGUGGUGUCCAGCUCCGGGCAGAUGUCAGGUUCGCGUUCGGGGAAGGAGAUUGACGACAAAGAGUGUGUCCUGCGUAUGAACCAGGCCCCCACGCAAGGCUAUGAGGACGACGUCGGGGCCCGGAGCACCCUCCGGGUGGUUUCCCACACCAGCAUUCCCUUGCUGCUGAGGAACCAGUCCUACUUCUUCAAACAGGCCCGGGACACCGUCUACGUCAUUUGGGGCCCCCCGAAGCUGAUGAGCAGGGAGAAGGUGGGCCUGGCUUACAGGACGCUCCUCAAGGUGAAGGAGAUGUACCCCAGCCUAAAGCUCUACACGCUGACCGAGAGGAUGAUGGCUCACUGUGACGACCUCUUCCAGGUCGAGACGGGGAAAGACAGGAUGAAAUCUGGUUCCUUCUUGAGCACAGGCUGGUUCACCAUGGUCUUGGCGAUGGAGAUGUGCGAGCAAAUCUUUGUCUUUGGCAUGGUCAACGAGAGCUACUGCAGAGACAAGAGCCAGCCUCCUGUGCCUUACCAUUACUUUGAGAAGGGCAGGCUGGACGAAUGCAGGAUGUACCUGGCGCACGAAAGAGCUGCACGCGGAGGGCACCGCUUCAUCACAGAGAAGGCCGUCUUUUCUCGCUGGGCCAAGAAAAGGAACAUUGUCUUCGCUCACCCUUCGUGGCCAGGUGGCUAGG